This is a messenger RNA of Talaromyces atroroseus, 411 nucleotides long. RefSeq lists its product as hypothetical. The coding region runs from base 1 to 411 and encodes 136 amino acids. The transcript is spliced from 3 exons. Lineage: Eukaryota; Fungi; Ascomycota; Eurotiomycetes; Eurotiales; Trichocomaceae. Gene Ontology annotation, molecular function: carbon-sulfur lyase activity. The record is from RefSeq and is a predicted model, not a curated record.
AUGGUUCUCACCGGACACUGUCUCUGCAACGCUGUGACGUACAGCAUCGACGUCGACAAGCCUCUGAUCACCGCCUACGACCACUGUGACGACUGCCAGCGCCAGAGCGGAUCGUCUUACUCCCUCGUUGCCGUCGUCCCCAAAGCCAAACUCACCAUCACCGGCGAAACCAAGAGCUGGGCUGGCAAGGGCUCCUCUGGCAACGCCGUGCACCGCAUCUUCUGUCCCCAGUGCGGCUCGCCCAUUGCGCACGACCCAGACGCUGCCCCGGAAAUCAUUGCCAUCAAGGCGGGCACUUUGGACAGCGAGCUUAAGAAGACGCUGAAGCCGGACACCGAGAUCUGGACCGUCAGUAAACUGCCUUUCGUGCAGGAAAAGUUGGCUCAUCCGUUUGAGCAUAUGCCCCAGUGA